AUGUCCACUACGCCUCCAACCACCCCUAAUCACGGAUCGCAAACUUCGGACGUGAUCUUACGACGUACCUGUUUCAAAGAAACCAUCGUCUCUGGGCCCUCAUCCGCCGUAUCUGAGAUUCUCGAAGGACCAUUAUUCCAAGCGGAGUCUCGUGAGAACAAAAUAAUUCAAACCGUAACCGAAGACGUGCUCAGCCAGCUCCAAGAAAUUGUUGAGUCCGAAGUUUCAAAGCAGUUAGCGAAAAUGAGGAAGGGAGUCGGACUGGAGGCCAAACCUUUCCCAGCGAUGCCUCUGUUCUCUUGCUCUCCACAGCGGUUCACUUCGAUCCACGACCUUUCGACUAUCGCUGCAGAUGACGCAGAUAAUCCAUGGCAGGACUCCGCAGGACAGAUAGUCCUCGCCGUUAGGAAGGCUGCCUCCGCUCAGGCGGGCGUGGAGGUCGCCUCUGCUGUAGAUGGGGAAUCUCCCACCGCUACCGCUGAGCAGCUCAACCAGAAUUUGGCACCUCCUACCGCCAAACCAUCCCAUGUCCCGGAACAAACCCCGCCAACCUUCCAAGUCUUUGCGGAGAAAUAUAUCCAAAGAGCUCUAGAGGCGCUCUCUAUUCCUACACCCAUCCGAAUUCACGAAGACGGGGAGCCUUCAAGCGUAGGAACUCUCUUCGGCACCAUUGUCCACCGUACCAUCGUCCGACCGAUCAUCAUUUUGGUGGAUACAGUUGCGAAAAACCCAGAGCUAGUGCUAAUUUGCGCUCUUUUUAUGUUCUUGAUUUCAGCUCUGACAACGGUCGGAAUUCUCAAGUACAGGCUUUCUUCUAGUCGGAGAAGCUGGGCGAUGUUUGUGUCAGUCAUGUCGUAGUAGCUUGGUGGCUAAUAUUGGGUGGAGCAAAAUUAAUCGAACUCUACGUUGAACGCGU
Laccaria bicolor S238N-H82 is the source of this 916-nucleotide messenger RNA. RefSeq lists its product as uncharacterized. The transcript is spliced from 3 exons. NCBI's taxonomy places the organism in Eukaryota, Fungi, Basidiomycota, Agaricomycetes, Agaricales, Hydnangiaceae. Bases 1 to 858 code for a protein of 285 amino acids. The record is from RefSeq and is a predicted model, not a curated record.